UCCUCAUUGCCCGCGACAAGGCAAGAGAGCUCGUAUAAGAAGCAAAACCUCUGCAUCAUAUUAAGCUGCAUCACGGUUCAUCAACUCCUGUCCAGAAGAAACAAAUGGCUGAAGAGGUGAUUCUUCUGGAUUUCUGGCCCAGCCCAUUUGGGAUGAGGGUGAGAAUUGCUCUGGCAGAGAAAGGGGUCGCCUAUGAUUACAAGGAGGAGGAUCUGAAGAGCAAGAGCCCUUUGCUCCUGGAGAUGAACCCCGUCCACAAGAAGAUCCCAGUCCUCAUCCACAACGGGAAACCGGUCUGCGAGUCCCUCAUCGCGGUUCAGUACAUCGACGAGGUGUGGCCCGAUAAGUCGCCGCUGAUGCCAUCCGAUCCUUACAGGAGGUCUCAAGCCCGAUUCUGGGCCGACUACGUCGACAAGAAGAUAUAUGACCUUGGACGGAAAAUAUGGUCCACAAAGGGAGAGGAACAGGAGGCGGCGAAGGAGGAGUUUGUGGAGAGCCUCAAGCUUUUGGAAGGGGAGCUUGGAGACAAGCCCUUCUUCGGAGGGGAGGCCUUUGGGUUCGUGGACGUGGCCCUCGUCCCGUACUACAGCUGGUUCCAUGCGUACGAGACCUGCGGAGGGUUCAGCAUCGAGGCCGAGUGCCCCAAGAUCGUCGCGUGGGCCAAGAGGUGCUCGCUGCUGGACAGCGUGUCCAAGUCUCUUCCUGACCCCAAGAAGGUUCAUGGGUUCGUGCUGGAGCUCAAGAAGAGGUAUGGGGUCGAGUAAAGCUUCGAUGGAAGCUCUCGGGUUGGAUCAGAUUAGCUGGGUGUCAUAAUUUUAGGUCUCCUGCUUUCU
Rhodamnia argentea is the source of this 833-nucleotide messenger RNA. Its product is annotated as probable glutathione S-transferase. Gene Ontology annotation, molecular function: glutathione transferase activity. Gene Ontology annotation, biological process: glutathione metabolic process. The record is from RefSeq and is a predicted model, not a curated record. The coding region runs from base 105 to 764 and encodes 219 amino acids. Gene Ontology annotation, cellular component: cytoplasm. NCBI's taxonomy places the organism in Eukaryota, Viridiplantae, Streptophyta, Magnoliopsida, Myrtales, Myrtaceae. The transcript has 2 exons.